Messenger RNA from Penicillium angulare, 1092 nucleotides. It is a transcript of the gene sonA, whose product is annotated as putative nuclear pore complex protein (SonA). Gene Ontology annotation, biological process: RNA export from nucleus; transcription-dependent tethering of RNA polymerase II gene DNA at nuclear periphery. Gene Ontology annotation, molecular function: ubiquitin binding; RNA binding. Lineage: Eukaryota; Fungi; Ascomycota; Eurotiomycetes; Eurotiales; Aspergillaceae. The record is from RefSeq and is a predicted model, not a curated record. The transcript is spliced from 2 exons. Bases 1 to 1092 code for a protein of 363 amino acids. Gene Ontology annotation, cellular component: nuclear pore.
AUGUCCCUCUUUGGCUCUGCUGCUCCGGCAGCCACAACAGCCGGCCAAACCAACACUACCGGUGAUAUCUCGAAGGAUGUCACGGUCAGCCAGCCUCCUGAGGACAGUAUCUCUGAUCUUCGAUUCUCGCCUACCUCAGACCAUCUCGCUGUCGCAUCAUGGGACAACAAAGUCCGCAUCUAUGAAAUUGGCGGCAACGGCCAAAGUGAAGGAAAGGCAAUGUUGAACAUGGAUGGCCCUGUCAUGAAUUGCUGCUGGUCUCCGGAUGGAUCCAAGGUCGUCGGCGUAGGUGCUGACAACAUGGCCAAAAUGCUCGACCUCGGAGCUGGUAGCACUACCCCAGUACCAGUCGCCAAACACGAUGCCCCCAUUCGAGCCUGCCAUAUGUUCCCCAAUCCAUCCGUAGGAGGUUCACCACUCCUGGUAACUGGCUCAUGGGACAAGACCGUCAAAUACUGGGAUCUGCGACAACAGAACCCCAUCGCCAAUAUCGAUUGUCAGGAACGUGUAUACACAAUGGAUGUCAAGAACAAGCUCCUAGUCAUCGGCACGGCUGACCGUUACAUCAACAUCGUGAACCUCGACAACCCUACCAAAUUCUACAAGACCAUGCAAUCCCCCCUCAAGUGGCAGACGCGGGUAGUCAGCUGCUUCGCCGAUGCCACCGGAUUCGCAGUGGGUAGUAUCGAAGGCCGUUGCGCCAUCCAGUACGUCGAAGAAAAGGAUUCUGCCUCCAAUUUCUCCUUCAAGUGUCACCGUGAGAACCCUACAAAUCGCGACCUCUGCAACAUCUACUCGGUCAACUCUAUCUGUUUCCACCCCGUGCAUGGCACCUUCAGCACCGCCGGAAGCGAUGGUACUUUCCACUUCUGGGACAAGGACGCCAAGCACCGCCUCAAGGGCUACCCAAUGGUUGGAGGCCCGAUCUCCAGCACUGCCUUCAACCGCGACGGUAGUAUCUUUGCUUACUCCAUCAGCUAUGACUGGAGUAAGGGCUACGCUUCCAAUACCCAGGGCGCCCAGAAUAAGAUCAUGCUUCAUCCUGUGGGCCCAGAUGAGACUAAGCCUCGACCGCCCACUCGGAAGCGAUAG